GCGGGCGUCACGUGAGCGGGGCGGGCGGCGGCAGGAGGGGGGCGAUGGCGGCGCACCUCAGCUCCGGGCGCGUCAACCUGACGGCGCUGCGGGAGGCGGGGCGCAGGGAGCUCCGCGAGUUCCUCGACAAGUGCGCGGGGUCCAAGGCCAUCGUGUGGGACGAGUACCUGACGGGGCCCUUCGGGCUGAUCGCGCAGUACUCCCUGCUCAAGGAACAUGAGGUGGAAAAGAUGUUCACGCUGAAGCCGGGCCGCCUGCCCCAGGCGGACGUCAAGAACAUCAUCUUCUUCGUCAGGCCCAAGCUGGAGCUGAUGGCCAUCAUUACGGACAACGUGCUCAGGGAAGACAGAGGCCGUUCUCCCCAGAGGGACUUCCACAUCCUCUUCGUGCCGCGCCGCAGCCUGCUGUGCGAGCAGUGGCUGAAGGAGCAGGGCGUGCUGGGGUCCUUCAUCCACCGAGAGCAGUACAGCCUCGACUUGAUACCCUUUGAUGGAGACCUGCUCUCCAUGGAGUCCGAGAGCGCAUUCAAGGAAUGUUAUCUGGAGAGUGACCAGACAAGUCUGUACCAUGCGGCGAAGGGGCUGAUGACGCUGCAGGCUCUCUAUGGAACCAUCCCACAGAUUUUUGGGAAGGGUGAAUGUGCCCGGCACGUGGCUAAUAUGAUGAUCAGGAUGAAGCGUGAGUUCCCUGGAAGCCAGAACUCAAUAUUUCCCGUCUUUGAUACCCUCUUGUUGCUGGACCGCAACGUUGAUCUGCUGACGCCAUUAGCUACACAGCUGACGUACGAAGGGCUAAUAGAUGAAAUCUAUGGAAUUCAGAACACUUACGUGAAACUCCCUCCUGAGAAGUUUGCCCCGAAGAAGCAGGGUGAGGGUGGGAAAGAUCUCCCCACAGAACCCAAGAAGCUCCAGCUGAACUCUGCUGAAGAGCUGUACGCUGAAAUCCGAGACAAGAACUUCAAUGCUGUGGGGUCAGUGCUGAGCAAGAAAGCCAAGAUCAUCUCAGCAGCCUUUGAGGAAAGACACCAUGCAAAAACCGUUGGAGAGAUUAAGCAGUUUGUCUCACAGUUGCCACACAUGCAGGCAGCAAGGAGUUCCCUAGCAAACCACACCUCCAUUGCAGAACUCAUCAAAGACAUCACCACAUCUGAAGAUUUCUUUGAUAAUUUAACAGUGGAACAAGAGUUCAUGUCUGGAAUAGACACAGACAAGGUUAACAAUUACAUUGAAGACUGCAUAGCUCAAAAACAUCCAUUAAUCAAGAUUUUACGUCUCGUUUGCUUGCAAUCUGUAUGUAAUAGCGGACUGAAGCAGAAGGUUCUGGACCAUUACAAAAGGGAGAUUCUCCAGACUUAUGGCUAUGAACAUAUAUUGACCUUAAACAACUUAGAAAAGGCUGGACUCCUGAAACCUCAGGCAAGUGGUAGGAACAACUACCCAACGAUCAGGAAAACCCUGCGCUUAUGGAUGGAUGACGUUAAUGAACAGAACCCCAACGAUAUCUCCUACGUGUACAGUGGUUACGCUCCGCUGAGCGUGCGCCUGGCACAGCUGCUGGCGCGGCCAGGGUGGCGAAGCAUAGAGGAGGUUUUAAAGAUGCUGCCGGGUCCCCAUUUUGAGGAGAGGCAACAGUUACCUACUGGCCUUCAGAAAAAGCGUCAACACGGUGAGAACCGAGUCACUCUAGUAUUCUUCCUGGGAGGCGUAACAUACGCAGAAAUUGCUGCACUGAGAUUUCUGUCCCAAAUGGAAGAUGGAGGCACAGAGUACGUCAUUGCCACUACAAAACUGAUCAAUGGAACAAGUUGGAUCAAAUCCUUGAUGGAAAAACUGGAGCCUGCUCCUUUCUAGGGUCUGUGCCAAGAGACAAUAGAAGUGAGAGGCCCUGUGCGAUGCAGGCCCAUCAGCUUCUCUUCUGGCACGGCUGCUCGAAUGUCAAGAGAAAGACGACAAUGGAGGAAGCGCUCCUGAGACCAGCUCAUGAUGCAGCUACCCUCAUCCCUCUCUGCACUUGUGUUCCUGCUGUUUGUGGACCUUCCUAGUAGGCAAGCAGUGCUGAAAGGCACUAACAAUGAAAUAAACGAUGGGAGAAAGAGAUUCCCUGCUUGUGGUCUGAAUUGACAAACAAGUGCUCGUGUAGCAGGGAUCUACCCUUGUCCUUUUAUUUGGCAAAUUGCUUCUCUUUUUUCCUUUCAGUUUAGUUUUAGUGGGUGAUACGAUUACUUCUUUUUACCCUCCUAAGGUGCUGAGGAAGCAGGAUGUUUGCAGUUCCUGAUUUCAUAUCACUCUUCCCAGUCUGUUUGUUUUUCUCUAGUGCCUAAUACAUUCCAUCAAUGCACUGGAUCUGUUAAGUCAGAGCUCUCUACUCAGCUGCACCCCUGCUGUACCCAGGAUACAGUUUCCUGCUCAUUUUUCUGAUGAAAGGCAAGGAACUCGUGUUUCCUCCAGCUCCAGCACAUUAACAUCAACAAGCAGGUGCAGGGGCCAGGCCACAGUAGCUGAAUUUUCAUAUAGCUUUGGAAGCUGAUUGUACAAUGGAAAAAACUGCUGUAAAGGGGAAGCAGUACCUCUUUUUACUGCAUAGGUUUAGAAACUUCAUGGCUCUUGAGUGUCCAGAAUAAUACACCCAUGGGACCUGCUUUGCCGGCACUGUACUGUUACACGCUGUCUGUCACGGUUAGUUGCCUGUAGACCCCACUCAAGUCCACUGUCUUGCAUGCUUUGGCCAAGGUAGUCACUGGGUUUCAUGCAGCAACAGCUAAACCUUGAACUACCCAUGUGCAUGUCAACCGUACUGAUUACAAAUACAAUGAACGGCACCUGAAUUACAAGAGAGAUGCUUGAGCCUUUUACUUCAAUUGCCCUCUGAAGGGAGUGGUGGGAGGUGGCUUGUUUGUCCUGGGUACACCCACCUGAUGCUGGAAAGCUACUCUGGAGUAUGAAUUACAGCAGUGUGUCAAGAGCUUAUGUUUGAAGACACACACACUCCCCACGUGGGACUCAGGCCAAAAAUAGCUAUGUCAGGGAUCCAGUAAACAGCCGGUUUAAAACAGACACUUUUUUUUCACCCCACCCCCUUCAGUUUAUAAAUUGUGGUACUUGCUGCCACAAAGCUGUUGUAGAGCUCAAGAUUACGAAACGGAAUUUUCCAUGGUCUUGGUGGCUGGGCUCUUGGUGUUGCUGAGCAAGAGGCAACUGCUGGCUCCAGAAGACUCAGCCUUGCUAGCUCCUAGAGGCUGGGAAGGCAGACAUGGGGCUGUUGCUUAUGUCUGUGCAGCUGACCCCCGCCAGAGCCUGUGCUGCUGCGCCCUCAGCUCUUUCUAUGGUCACUGUCACUAUACUUGCUUGCUUCAACAGCAGCCACUAGGAACACUGUUUUGCACUGCCGUUAACUCUUAAAAACAAAAAAAACCCAAAACCUCAAAAAAAACACACCCCACACCUUAAAUCACUCUCUUGGCAAAUAUUUCUGCUCUUAGUUAUCCUGCAUAAUAUGUCCCAAAAAAACCCUUCCUUCGGUUUUCCAAGUUGUUAUGACUGUGGGUUUCAGGCUGUUGUUUUGUAAGACUGAGUUCCGCCAAAUCAGCCCCUUUACACCGCGCCUCCAGUUGGCUUAGCAUGAAAUAAAAAUGUAUUUGAUCUUUUUUUUUUUGAAAGU
Messenger RNA from Phalacrocorax carbo (great cormorant), 3657 nucleotides. The record is from RefSeq and is a predicted model, not a curated record. NCBI's taxonomy places the organism in Eukaryota, Metazoa, Chordata, Aves, Suliformes, Phalacrocoracidae.